Messenger RNA from Mercenaria mercenaria, 1393 nucleotides. RefSeq lists its product as uncharacterized. Gene Ontology annotation, biological process: protein N-linked glycosylation; cell wall mannoprotein biosynthetic process. Gene Ontology annotation, molecular function: alpha-1,6-mannosyltransferase activity. Gene Ontology annotation, cellular component: mannan polymerase complex. The record is from RefSeq and is a predicted model, not a curated record. Bases 87 to 1355 code for a protein of 422 amino acids. The transcript has a single exon. NCBI's taxonomy places the organism in Eukaryota, Metazoa, Mollusca, Bivalvia, Venerida, Veneridae.
CGAGGAACUCCUUUAUGAAACGCUCUUAAUCAGUUUUAAAAGCUGAAAAAAGGUUUUAUUAAAAUACUAAUAGUUAAACUCAUUUAAUGAUGAAACGGAGAACUUACUUAAAGGCGUUUGUGUUUAUGUCGUGUUGUUUAAGUUUUAUUAACAUUUUAGUAACUUUACAAGCAUUCAGGGGCCUAGAAAACAAUGAUAAAGUUGUGGAUUUACUAAUAUCACAAAAACUUGUGAACGCUUUAAAUAAUGGUACACUAAAUAGCCGGAAUAAAAUAGAAUCGGCACGUCAACAUACUUCGGAAACCGGAAAUGCAAAUACGGUAAGAAGGAAUAAUUCUACAAAAUCUGAAAUUGAUUCAGUGAAUAUUGAGAAGAAUAACAAUAAUACAAAGCAGAUUCAGCCAGAAAAUGAGAAGAAAAAACGUUAUGGCUCAAUGUACAGACCGUUAAAUUUUGUACCUAAUACUACACAUGACAAAUCGCAUAUGGUACCGUAUUUAAGUAAUGAUAUUAUGAAGAAGUACCUGGCAUUACCUGAAUCAAAUUAUACCCAAAGAGUAAUGAUUUUAACGCCAAUUAGAAAUGCCGAAAGAACUUUGGACACAUUUAAAACUCAGCUUGCGAGUUUGAGCUAUCCACACCACCUUUUAUCCGUGUAUUUCGGAGAAUCUGGAAGCACUGACAAGACAUUUGAGAAGGCACAGAUGAUUUCACAAGAUUUGAAAAGUCUUCAAAAUUUUACGGAUUCUAGAGUUAUAAAUUUAAAGAUGGCCGGUGGAAUUCACGGAAAUGACAAUUUCAGACAUAAGAAAGAAUUUCAGAAGUACAGACGCUCAUUUCUAGCAAAUGCCCGAAAUCGCCUUGUACGAUACGCUUUCAAGCAUGGAGGAGUUUUUGACCACGUGUUAUGGAUAGACAGUGACGUACAGGAAUUUCCGAGCGACUUGGUACAGCACUUGUUGUUUGCGAGAUCGGAUGUAGUUGCAACAUCAUGUCUUGUGAAGUCGCAUGAAUUUAAGGGGAUUUAUGACUGCAAUUCCUGGAGAGAAACUGCACUUUCACUAAAACAUCAGUCACAAAUGCCCCAAGACGAACUUGUGUUAGAAUGUUAUGCAGAAACUGAAAGAAUAUUUUUGCCAUAUCUUAAAAUUGAGGGUCGUAUCGUCAAACUAGAUGGCGUCGGUGGAUGUGCUCUGAUGGUAAAGGCCGAUUGUUUCCGAAGCGGUCUUCUGUUUCCGGAAGUUGUUUAUAAGCGUCAUAUUGAAACAGAGGGACUGGCUAAAAUGGCGCUUGAUAUGGGGUAUAGUGUUGUCGGGCUUCCUUUUGUAGAAGUUUUUCAUAAAAAACGUAGUUAGUGAAUUAUUUAUCAAAUAAAAAUCUGCAUACUCUUCAA